Periophthalmus magnuspinnatus is the source of this 1890-nucleotide messenger RNA. RefSeq names its product mucin-5AC-like. The record is from RefSeq and is a predicted model, not a curated record. The annotation marks the transcript as partial. The transcript has 4 exons. Lineage: Eukaryota; Metazoa; Chordata; Actinopteri; Gobiiformes; Gobiidae.
AUGAGUCCGAUGAGGGUGGUGUCAUCCGCAAACUUGACCAGUUUGACAGAUUCAUGCCUGGAAGUGCAGCAGUUGGUGUACAGGGAGAAGAGGGCUCUGAGAGCAGUAGGCCCUCAGAGCAGCAGCAGAGACAGUUCAGUGGGCCCUGAGAGCACUGGGCCAACGACAACGACAGCUGUUCCAACCACCACUACAGCUGCCCCAACAACAACAGUUGCUCCAACAACAACAGGUGCCCCAACAACCACGACAGUUGCUCCAACCACAACAGCUGCCCCAACAACCACGACAGCUGCCCCAACAACCACAACAGCUGCUCCAACGACAACAACAGGUGCCGCAACAACCACGACAGCUGUUCAAACAACCACUACAGCAGCCCCAACAACCACAACAGCUGCUCCAACAACAACAGCUGCCCCAACAACCCCGACAGCGGUUCCAACAACCACUACAGCUGCUCCAACCACAACAACAGCUGCUCCAACCACAACAACAGCAGCCCCAACAACCACGACAGCUGUUCCAACAACCACUACAGCUGCCCCAACAACCACAACAGCUGCUCCAACCACAACAACAGCUGCCCCAACAACCACGACAGCUGCCCCAACAACCACAACAGCUGCUCCAACAACCACGACAGCUGCCUCAACAACCACGACAGUUGUUCCAACCACAACAACAGCUGGGCCAACGACAACGACAGCUACAGCAGCCCCAACAACCACAACAGCUGCUCCAACAACAACAGCUGCCCCAACAACCCCGACAGCGGUUCCAACAACCACUACAGCUGCUCCAACCACAACAACAGCUGCCCUAACAACAACGACAGCGGUUCCAACAACCACUACAGCUGCCCCAACAACCACAACAGCUGCUCCAACCACAACAACAGCUGCCACAACAACCACGACAGCUGCCCCAACAACCACAACAGCUGCCCCAACAACCACAACAGCUGCCCCAACAACCACGACAGCUGUUCCAACAACCACGACAGCUGCCCCAACAACCACGACAGCUGCCCCAACAAUUACAACAGCUGCUCCAAUGACAACAACAGGUGCCCCAACAACCACAACAGCUGUUCCAACAACCACUACAGCUGCCCCAACAACCACGACAGCUGUUCCAACAACCACGACAGCUGCUCCAACCACAACAACAGCUGCCCUAAGAACCACGACAGCGACUACAGCUGCCCCAACAACCACAACAGCUGCUCCAACCACAACAACAGCUGCCACAACAACCACGACAGCUGCCCCAACAACCACAACAGCUGCUCCAACCACAACAACAGCUGCCCCAACAACCACGACAGCUGCUCCAACGACAACAACAGGUGCCUCAACAACCACAACAGCUGUUCCAACCACAACAACAGCUGCCCCAACAACCACGACAGCUGCCCCAACAACUACAACAGCUGCUCCAACGACAACAACAGGUGCCCCAACAACCACAACAGCUGUUCCAACAACCACUACAGCUGCCCCAACAACCACAACAGCUGCUCCAACCACAACAACAGCUGCCCCAACAACCACGACAGCUGCCCCAACAACCACUACAGCUGCCACAACAACCACGACAGCUGCCCCAACAACCACAACAGCUGCUCCAACCACAACAACAGCUGCCCCAACAACCACAACAGCUGCCCCAACAACCACUACAGCUGCCCCAACAACCACGACAAUUGCUCCAACCACAACAACAGCUGCCACAACAACCACGACAGCUGCCCCAACAACCACAACAGCUGCCCCAACAACCACGACAGCUGUUCCAACAACCACUACAGAUGUACCAACAACCACAACAUCUUUUCCAACAACCACGACAGUUGCUCCAACAACCACGACAGCUGCUCCAACAACC